Lolium perenne is the source of this 276-nucleotide messenger RNA. Its product is annotated as large ribosomal subunit protein eL38z/eL38y-like. The record is from RefSeq and is a predicted model, not a curated record. Gene Ontology annotation, cellular component: cytosolic large ribosomal subunit; ribosome. Gene Ontology annotation, biological process: translation; protein-RNA complex assembly. Lineage: Eukaryota; Viridiplantae; Streptophyta; Magnoliopsida; Poales; Poaceae. Gene Ontology annotation, molecular function: structural constituent of ribosome.
AUCCGUUCUUUGCUUCCGCAGCCGAAGCAGAUCCACGAGAUCAAGGACUUCCUGCUGACGGCGCGCCGGAAGGACGCGCGGUCGGUGCGGAUCAAGAGGACCAAGGACGCCGUCAAGUUCAAGGUGCGCUGCUCCAGGUACCUGUACACCCUCUGCGUCUUCGACGCCGACAAGGCCAACAAGCUCAAGCAGUCCCUCCCACCAGGUUCGUGCUACCCCCACCUCCUCCGCCUUGAUGCUUGGUUGCUUACAGAAUGUCCCCGCCCAAUUGGAUGA